Molecule: messenger RNA, 4036 nt
Organism: Solea senegalensis (Senegalese sole)
Lineage: Eukaryota; Metazoa; Chordata; Actinopteri; Pleuronectiformes; Soleidae
Product: circadian-associated transcriptional repressor-like
Exons: 6
Coding region: 496-1794 (432 amino acids)
Biological process (GO): negative regulation of DNA-templated transcription; circadian regulation of gene expression
Cellular component (GO): nucleus
Molecular function (GO): RNA polymerase II cis-regulatory region sequence-specific DNA binding
Source: RefSeq, a predicted model, not a curated record
ACUGAAUAUGUCUGCGUGUUUAAAAUGUACAGCGUGUCUCUAUUAAAGGGGCGAAGCAAACUGCUCACUGUGUUCACGCAAUUCUUUUGACGUAUUUCCUUUUGAACACAAGGGGGAGCCCUCCCUCCGUGACAUGGUGUGGGCUGAAUUCCACCCCACAGCAUAAAAUUCACAAGGAAACAAGCACGUGGAUGUGGAUGAUAAAUAACGGAAUACAUUUGAUGAGAAAGUGUGGGUGACAUGGUGAAUAAAUGUAAUCAUGAUGGAGCAAAUUAAAACAACACACAAGUCCAUGAAUAUUUUUCCAUCACUGCCAGAUGAAGCCAGGAUGAUUGAUGCAUUUCCAUUUUAAAUCAAUGAUUUAAUGAUCUGAAUUGUGUUUUCAGGGGGAAAAAAAAAAUCAGUGAAAAUCACUGCAGCCCGAAGCCUUUUGGUCUGGAUUACACCACAUCACAUCACAUCACAUCAUGGAGCCCAGGAUCAAGUGGAAACACAAUGCAGUCCCAGGGCAGCACUUCCUCUCAGCCCUCCUUCGAUUCCCUGAGCUCCGGCGACAGCCUCCUGCUCAGUGACUCGGAGCAGGUGGAGGAAGACACCGACGUCUUCCUGACGGACAGCUCGUCCGCCUCGGGUGGGGCCGCUGCCAACAGAGACGGGGGAUCUGAAAGUCCCGGGUCCCAGUGGACGUGUGACGGCUUCACAGAUAAAGAGGAAGAGGAGGAGUCAUACAGGCUGGAGAGUGCCGGCAAAGCGGCCAACAUCAGCUUGGACAAAACGGAUCCCGCAGUCCAGAUCCCGAAAUCAGAGGGAGAUGUGCUAUUUGCUCAAAAGUGUGCUGAGCUACAGGGUUUUGUCAGGCCUCUGCUGGAGCUGCUGAAUGGACUGAAGAAGGGUCGAUUUGACCGAGGUUUGAGCAGUUUCCAGCAGAGCGUUGCCAUGGAUCGAAUCCAGAGGAUUGUGGGGGUUUUACAGAGACCCAGCAAUGGGGAAAAGUACCUGAACACUCUGCUGCAGGUGGAGAUGAUGCUGAAGCUGUGGUUUCCUCAGAUCACCACUCAGCCCGGCUCCGCAGCCUCCAGCGUUGCCGCGUCCCCCGCCCACUUCCCCCGAGACACGUCCAGCUCCACCCCGCCACACAAGCACCGGGACCAGCUACAUAUUCCUGUCAAGAAGCGUAGGCUCAGCUGGACAGGUACAGACACUCCCUCGCCCUCCCCGGGGGUUCCCAGGUGUCCUGGUAUCAGAGCAGAAGUAAAGAGAGUGAAGAAAGAUCCAGAUGAGAAGGUUGAUGCUCCUCCUCCUUCCCCUCCAUCACUGGCAUGUGAUGCGGAUCACAAUCUUCCAGAUGUUGCCGGUAACAGCCAGCAGACUGAGGACACAAAAGGAAAAGACAGUGACAGUGAAGAACCAGGCAAGCUAACAAACUACAGAGCAGGUCAAAGCUCUGAGCCCAGCCUGACGUGGGUUCACGUUGCGCCCAUCCUGUCCCCACGAAAAGCCUGCCCUUCACUCGAGGGGUUGCCGGCGGCAGGUAACGCUGACAACCAGCCUGUCGCUCCCGUCCCCCCACCGAGCAGGAGGGGCAGCCCCGCUACGCAAGACAGCGCGGUCUCGUCAACAACACCCGCCAAGCAUCCCACAAAUCUGAAGAAAUCCAUCCGGUGCCAAAGCCAGCCUGUUGCUGGACAACAGAGUGAGAGCAAGACCGUCGUGGUCCGUGAGGGUCAAAGCCCGUCUCCUCCUGUCACGCCGAAGCCUUUGCCCAGGGUUUGCCCCGCCCCUUUAGAGACCUGAUGCAUCGAAGGAGCGAAGAGCCGGCAGCCUGGCUUUGAUACACCACCGAGCUAAACGCUGCUGUGAGAGGAAGAAGGGAAGACACUGACAUUGGAGAAACAAGCAGAGAAAACAAAUGUAGAUGCUUUAGAUUACAAACAAGACGACAUAAUGGAUUUCCAUUCAUCAAAUCUAGUUGAUAAUCACUAAUCUGUAAAAGUACAAACGUGGGCUCAAAGGUGGCAAUGACCAAUAAGAGAAUUUCCAUGAGCAAAAGCUAGUUCCUCUUCAGCAUGAAAAGAAUAAUCAAGAAAUGGCAGUGUGGAGGAUCAUCCUCAAUCAGAAAUAGAGCUGAUGUCAAGGAUCAGCAUGAUGAGUUAAAUCAAGUUUAGGAUUCAGUCCAGAGUGGAUAACACAGGGUGAGCUGAAUCCAGUCCAGUUUUACUGUAGCCUGAACUGAGGCGAAACGAUGACAUUGGAAAAUCUUCUAACUUGUGAUGUGAAAUGCAAUGAAAAGAAUGCCGCAUUUGUACUGGACAUGUGGAGUCAUAGGAGACAGUGGAAAAAAACGAUGUCAUCAACCCAAGAAUGUAAUCCAAGAACUGUCCCGGGCACUUGGCUGGCAGAUCAGUGGCAUGGCAUCAAAAAGGAGUGACAUCACGGCGACCAGAGGUCACAUACUUUGUGUUGUCGUGCUGUGGGUCGGACGUUUCUGCCCACUCUCUGGCUGCAAACUGACCAAUAAUCAGGGUCAGGAAAAUCCAAGAAAGCCUGAGGACCACUUAAGACACAUGACUCUUUAAUCCCACACUUAAUUUAUUCAUGUGUUGAUCUGACACUGUUUUUUAUUUAUUCUUUGUUUGUAUUUAUUUAUUGGGCAGCUUCGUGUAGCCUCCUGUGCACUUGCACAGUCUGGGCUAUGAUUUUUUUUUUCUUUCUCAAGGUGACUGGUAAAGAUGCUGUUGACAGUUUGUGGUGUUUAUUGCCAUCUGAUGAAAAAGAACAACUGAAGGAAGUGAGAUAAUUACGUACUAUUGGGACUACUGUGCCUUUUUUACCAAAUAGGAUGUGUUCAGACCGAAGCAUCUGGUGCUUUGAGUGAACUCGUACUGUGUUUUGAUUGUUUGCUUGUAUUUCACACAUACAAUCAUGAAGCCUAUACGUAGUCAUUUUCACACACACACACGGCAUCACCCACUCCACAGUAUCAUCAACUAUGUACUGAUUAAUAACCAGUGUCCAGCUCUGGCAUGUACAGUAAAUCUAAACUGCCUACAUCACCAGCUUUCACACACAUACAGCAGUGGCCACCGGUCAUCGUGCUGUGGUGCACCUUCCUUUGGGGAUUUUUCUUUUGCUUCAGAUCAAUAGAGGAUCAGACUGACCGGCACUUAAAGUUGGUUCUCUUAAAAAACUUGAAAAACAGUAUCUAAUAAAUGUAACCCUCUACUGCUGCUAUUUGAUAAUACCACUUGUGAUUUAGAUGUUUGAUUGGAGGCUCUCUCUCUCUCUCUUUCGGUGUGGAAAUCUGCUCACAACAAUCUUGUAGAUGGAUGAAAAUGAAUAGAAAAUAUUUAACUAAAGUAUUUUUAAAUUAUAUGAGUGGUUCAUAUGCUAUUAACAAACCCACAGAAGGAGAUGCGAGAUAUCGAUGUGUCAGACCUCCUUCAUAAAAAAGCACCACAUGUGAACACACAGCAACUGGCAGCCUCCAUGUUUCUGGAGUGUGUAAACCGUCCGCCACAGGUUCAGCAGUCAGUCAGUCAGUCUGUCUGCCUGUCUGUCUGUCCUGUCCGACUCCUUUGCUUCGUUCUGUCUUCAAAAGAAAACGACAGUACGUCGCAUCAGACACUGACUCACUGAUCUCAGACUGAGGGGGCGUCUUCCACCUAAUUUUAUACGUUUGUUGUACGACAGACAAACCAAUUGCACUUAUUUUUCAUUGUUUAUUGUAUGUUUUCUUCUGCUGACUGGUCAGAAAUAAUACGUCAUUGUUCGUUUUUCGCUGCCUUCUUCUUACACUACAAAAGCUGACUGUAGUUGCCCCCCUUGUCUCCCCUCCCCCACUCUGCUCUUACCCUCUUGUCCUUCAUCUUCCUGAAUCCCGUUAGUAUGAUUUCUUUCUAAAAAACUAAACUCCCGUUCCUCUCGCCCCCCACCCCCUCCAUCUUAACUCUGUGUUAUUCUUCUGACUACUUUUCAAUAAUGAUACUAAAGGAAAAGGUCUUUUAAUAAAUAAAUGAAAUGUUUUUUGAAAGCUGAA